GAAGACUGGAACCCAUCUUUGGAAAAGUUCAGAUCCUUCGUCAUUGUCAAGAAAAAGAGUUGUUGUCUGUUCAUGGGAAAAGUCGCCCCAAACGAAAUUUCCAUCCGUUGAACCCAAUUUAUAUCGUCAAUCCACGAACCCUAAUCAAACAUCCUAUUUAUAAUCGACGCCUCUAAAUCUUCUCAUCGUUUUUCUACUUCGUAACUCCACAAUAGAACGCGGUGUUGAGCAAAUAUAGUAACCUUGUUUUCAGAGAGAGAAACAAUACUCCAUUACAAAGAUCACGCGCUUCUUAUUUUCUACCCUCCUCAACCAUUUUUUUCCUCCUUCAUUCUCAGGCUUCCAUUGUAAAUAGAUGGGUGAUCACUCGGUUCUAGAUGUGAAUCAACCCAUUAAAAGGAGUGCAGACAUGGAAGUCCCUUCAUCUUCCAAUACAGAAGCUCUUGUAGAAGAUGAAAAUGGGGCUUCUUAUGAUGAGGAAGCACCUCUAUUAACAAUGGCAGAGUGUCGUAUUUGCCAAGAGGAAGAUUCCAUUGAUGCUUUAGAGACACCCUGCACUUGCAAUGGCAGUCUUAAGUAUGCUCACAGGAAGUGUGUUCAACACUGGUGCAAUGAAAAGGGUGACAUUACUUGUGAGAUAUGCCAUCAGCCUUAUCAACCUGGAUAUAUUGCUCCACCUCCCCGACCUUGCAUGGAAGAGACCACCAUAGACAUUGGGGGAGCAUGGCAAAUCUCAGAAGCUGAUCGUCAAUAUCUUGAAGCAGAGUACGAUGAUUAUAAUUCCACAAAUGCCAGCGGGGCAGCCUUUUGUCGUUCGGUUGUUUUAAUCUUAAUGGCUCUUUUGCUUCUCCGACACGCGUCAUCUGUGCCUGAUUCUGAAGGAGAUGGAGAUGGGGAUGAAGACGCAUCCACGUUUUUAACCCUUUUCUUGCUUCGGAUUGCGGGAUUUCUUUUGCCCUGCUACAUCAUGAUCUGGGCCAUCAACAUUUUGCAGCGUCGAAGGCAAAGACAGGAGGCGGCAGCAUUGGCGGCUGCCCAAUUUGCUUUUGUACUGCAAGCGGGUCAAAGAAACGGGUUGCAUUUGACCGUAUCUUCUUUGGGGCCCGCACCAGCCCAAGCACCCGCACCGGCACCCACUGUGACUCCAACUGCUGCACCACAAGAUGAAAAUGGAGAUGAUUUUUUUCAGGAGAGAGACGAUCAAUCGAUUGGGAGAAAGAUAGAGAAGGAGAACGUGUUUGCUUCUAUUUUUCUACUAUGCCACGGAGAUAUUUACAAGUAUAUGAAUGAGAUUGAAGAAAAGCCAAAGUUACGAAUCCUUAUUGGAGAUGAUUCGAGGAUGAUUCAAAUUAUGACGUAUUGAAUUAAAAGUCAAAGUUGGUGCUACAAAUUGCUUUGUAAUUCGAUUGAAACAAGUAAUUCAUGUUUUUUUUUAUUAUGUUCUCUUUACAAAUAUGUAUGAAUCGUCAACGUUCAUUGCUUUUUCUUUUAAUUAUUAGUUGGUUUGAUCAAAG
Messenger RNA from Lactuca saligna, 1514 nucleotides. The record is from the annotation of a GenBank genome assembly. NCBI's taxonomy places the organism in Eukaryota, Viridiplantae, Streptophyta, Magnoliopsida, Asterales, Asteraceae.